GCGAUACGAGAUCGACCAUACAUGCGCCGAUGGAAAAUGCUGAAAGUGUUUCCUGAUCUAGGAAACAAAUGAAGCAGUAUAUUCGACGAAUGCAUACCAUUCUGAGUCCCUAGGAUAUUAAUAUUCCUGUAUAUCUACUCUGCAAAGCCUCCAAUCACCGGGAAAAUGGAGACCGAGGCAGACGUCUCGGACCCAGCGGUGAAAAAUGAACUGAUUUCCGACGAAGCCGAAGCUGCCACGGACGAGGUUGAAUCGCCAACAGAGACACAAGUAUCAGAUGAACAAGUAUCAUCUGAAGUCGCCGAAAUACCGUACGAAGGACCAACUUAUAGUUUAGAGGACAUGAAUGAAAUUCGCAAAUGGUGGGAAAUUCCGUGUGUGGCCCACUUUUGCUCCCUGUUUCGUGCUGCAUUUGAUCUCCCUGAUUUUGAUAUUGAGGAACUGGAGGAAGCCCUUCUGGCGUCAGGAACACCUGAGGGAAGUAUGCUGAUGUGUGACCUUAUAUCCCAACUGUUGAAUGGAUGCUAUGGAAGAAACGAUAUCAAGUCCUACAAUUUUGAAGUAUAUUUGAGGGACAUAUUUAAGCAGAGAUGGCAGAAGGACCAGCAGAUAACUAACCCCUUGGCAGAGACCAGCUUCCAGGUCCUCACAGUGCGCACCAAGCUCGAACUGUUGCAGGCUUUGUGUGACUUCCGACUGGAUGCUGAUGACGUGCAGGACCUUCUUAAGGGACUUGAUGGCGACAACCUGCGAGUGGAGCCGAUGGGAAGGGACCAGAAUGGAGGGAUUUACUGGUAUUUCUAUGGAGUCAGACUUUACAAGGAGGAUCCAGAAAUUAAACCAGAUAAUACAAAGAAGAAACCGGAGCAGAAAAAGAAUGCAAAGAAAACCAAAACUCCAGUAGUAAAGAAGAAGAAGUCAAGAACACGCCCAAGGAGAAGUGGAAGGAGAAAGAGAGCAUCAGGGAGGAAGGGCCGCUCAAGGAAGAAGGUAGAGGAGGAAGAUGCGGAUCAGAAAGAGGAUGAAAGUGCAUUGGAAUUAAAGGCAGAAGAAGAAAUGGAGGUGGAAUCCAAGGAGUCUGCAUCAGUGAACAACAGUAUGGAGGGUGUAGAUGCAAAGGGGCAAGAUGGGGAUGCGGCAGAAGAAGCUGCCCCAGCAGCAGGAGACGACACACCAUCACGACGCAGCAGCCGACUGAGUCGCAGGGCCAAGGCAACUGUUUCACCAGCUGUACAGGAAGACACCAGUGAAGAUGAUGCGACAGAAGAGGAAGAGGAUGAAGCAACGGAGGAGGAAGAAGAAGCGGAAGUUUCUGAGGACAAUGAAGAUGUCCCUCUGUCUGUUCUGAAGGAGGAUGCAGUGCCCGUAGAUCGGUGGCACCUGGUGUGCCAGAGUCUGGAGGACUGGGAAGAGCUAGCCGAGAACUUCAAGGAGAGCAAAGUGAGAUGUGAGAAGAGCCUGUACAGGACAAUUACCGAGGACUUCCUCCCAGAGAUACCACGUAUCAUGGAAGAGAAGGAGCGUGACAUGAAACGACGAGCCUUGGAGAAUGCCCCGAGACGGACAUCAUGUAGACUAGAGGAGAAACAGAAGCAGAGGGAGGAGGAGGAGAAGCUGCUGGCCCAGAUGCUGGCGGCUGAGGAGAAGGUGGCGUCACGCGGAGGAAGAGGAGCGAAGGAAGAUGCUAGAGCUGGAGAAGCUGGAGAUCCAGAAGCGUCAGCGUGAGGAACGAGAGAAGCAGAGAGAGAGGAUGAGAGAAGAGCGAGAGAAGGCUGGAGAAAGAAGAGCGGAGCGUGCUUCGUUGCGGGAGGAGAAAGCACGCCUGUAUGCGGAGCGGGAUCGUCUCCUAGCAGAAGGCUUGGAGCUGCCCCCUGAGCUGCAGAACCUGGACUCCACAAAUGGGCACCGGGA
This is a messenger RNA of Haliotis rubra (blacklip abalone), 1911 nucleotides long. Its product is annotated as cat eye syndrome critical region protein 2 homolog. Gene Ontology annotation, biological process: chromatin remodeling. The transcript has 12 exons. The coding region runs from base 166 to 1725 and encodes 519 amino acids. Gene Ontology annotation, cellular component: CERF complex. Lineage: Eukaryota; Metazoa; Mollusca; Gastropoda; Lepetellida; Haliotidae. The record is from RefSeq and is a predicted model, not a curated record.